UCGUGCUGCAUAUCUACAUGGAGGCGGUGUACUCCGCCACCAUCAUGGUGACCACGGCUAUGAGGCAUAUUCUCUGACUGAGAAGAAGGGCUCAAUCUUCCAUGAUCUUCCACCGCAUGUCUAUCAGGAUAUAGUGGCCAGACAGCGAAGCAAGUACAUCCUGUGUGUUCCUUUCAUGAAGUUCCUAAAACAGGAGGAUCUAAAGAAUUUGUCAUCGAAUGCGAAGCUGUUCUACGCUUGCCCGAAUGAAAUAUUGUUGAACACGGGAGAUAUCUCUAACGAGCUAUAUGUCAUCAAGCAGGGAAUGUGCGAAGUUCUGAGUCCAGUUACCAGAUCUGUGGUCGCUCAAAUCACUGCGAAGCAUCAUUUCGGUGUUGUUUCCUGUUUGUUGAGAGUGCCAGCGUUCUACACAAUACGUGCUGUGACACACAUUCAAGUGUUUUCAAUUUCAAGAAAGUAUUUACUGAAUCUCAUCGAGACGCCACAACUAAAAGACGCGUUAGAUUUCUCAAAAGAACAGCCUGAAUUCACCAGCUUGCAACUUCCGCUCCCACCUUUCAUCUGGUACACACCACCAGCUCCGACCCCGUGCGUGCAGAGAUUCCCUCUCCCGCGGAAACACAUAAAAGAUCAUGAUUUUCUACACCCUUUUACAAAACUUGGAGUUUUCUCAAUUUUAAGGUACAUCUUCCCCCGGUUCACAAUCCGCCCGGACGGUCCUUACCUUGCUCGCUACGAGUGGUUCCGCGCGGUGUGCGCUCUCUUGUCUGCUCUGCUCUUUCCUACUUACAGCUAUCUUGGAUGUCACUGGACUUCCCUCACCUAUUUAUUACAGCUUUUAGAUUUCACGGCGUAUUUUGACAUACUGCAACGCAUCCUGGUGGGCUACUAUAACGAGAAGGGUCUGCUAGUAUACCACCCUGCCAGCACUGCUGCGCAUUACUUAAAAGGCGCAUUUGUCGUAGACUUAAUUGCGUGUGCUCCAUUGGAGUACGUGGUACACCAAGUGAAGGAAUCUUCCGAAGGCGAGUAUACAAUUCCCCUGUCGAUGACGUACCUGAGCACAAACAGACUGCUGCAGCUCUACCGAAUCCCCAGCGCUAUGGUCAGCCUUACUGGAUAUGUGCGCAACGAUGUACUGCUCGUGCUACGCGCGAUUCCACCGUUCCUAGCUCUCCUGAGUGUUAUGACGAGCUUGAUGGUAAUAAACUCUGUAAAGCUGGUGUACCGGACGCAACCAGAGCUCAAAUAUAAUCUCUUACCGUACGACGAUGACGGUGGAUCUUGGACGGAACUCUUUCAAGAUGUGUUCCGAUUCAACAUCAUAGAGAAUUCGUGGAACUUGCACUUAGCCACUUAUUUCUGGGUGGUUUACCAGACAACUUCCACGGGAUACAACAUAUUCAAACCCUCAAAUUUUGUUCAGAUGAGAAUUUUAACGUUGGGCAUGAUUAUUGGUACAAUGAUUGUCACGUACUACUCUGUGCGCGUGAUAAGCACGCGAGCAAAUGUGAACAAGGCGCUAGCUUCAUUCCAACAGCACAUGAAAGACAUUGAGAGGUUCAUGAAAAGGGAAAAUUUAAACGCAGCGACAAAAAAGCAAAUACUAGAUUACUACAAGUUCAACUGGGAAAAAAUGUCAGGCUUGGAUUAUAGAAAGCACAUCGUUGUCUAA
Molecule: messenger RNA, 1675 nt
Organism: Leptidea sinapis
Lineage: Eukaryota; Metazoa; Arthropoda; Insecta; Lepidoptera; Pieridae
Exons: 14
Coding region: 176-1675 (499 amino acids)
Molecular function (GO): protein-containing complex binding
Source: RefSeq, a predicted model, not a curated record